CUGCCUUAUGCAGCAAUCAAGCUAAUUAGAAUCAGCCGCUCCUAAUUUGACUAACAGGCAGCGUCGGUGCGUUUACGGCCACUCUGGACAGCUGAAGCUCAUCCCGGCUCCCUGCUGCUGCUGCUCCUGGUCCACUGAUCGAGUGCUCCCCGCCCCACAGCCUGUAUCUGAUCGUCAUACAGAGGUUUCCCCCCCUGCUGCUGCUGCGUAACAUCUCUCCAAGUCCAGCCGUGGUGCUCACCAAGACCUCACCGCUUGGAGCUCAUCUUCCUACACGGAAUACGCACUGAGCGAGCCGCCGAGGCGACAUUUAAAGACGCCGAGAUUUUUGGCUCCUCGGGUUCAGUCCAGACCGAAGCGAGGCUGGGAUUUCCUCUUAUCGUUUCAUAUUUGACAGAUCUUUGUGUGUGCGCGCGUGUGUGUGUCUGUGUGUGUUGGGUGGAGUCAACCCGGAAUUCUCCCAAAUUGGAAAACCACUGGCACAUUUCAGGAGCACCAUGAAGGACGGCAUCGCCAACAACAGCACGGCCAGCAUCUCCCAAGCCAGGAAAGCUGUGGAGCAACUGAAGAUGGAGGCCUGCAUGGAUAGGAUAAAGGUAUCCAAAGCCGCCGCAGACCUGAUGGCAUACUGCGAGGCGCACAUACGCGAGGACCCCCUCAUCGUGCCCGUGCCCGCCUCCGAGAACCCCUUCCGGGAGAAGAAGUUCUUCUGCACCAUCCUCUGAUGAGCUGCUGGUAGAGCUGUGCAGGCAUGGCGUUGCCUGGCUUCUCUGUCUUCACCACACCUGAAGCUACUGGCCAUAGGCAUUGAGCUGAGUUUUGCCAAAGCGGGGACACUCUGUUGUUGGUCAGCUCUGCCCCUGGUGGCUGAAGGUUUUGGGGGAGUCAGCUACCAAACUGGCAACCCAGUGGGCGUAUAAUGUCUUGUUAAAUAGGUUUGUUAUUGCUUUGUUAUUAGAGAAACAGCCUUGCUUAGUGCUCAAAGAGAUGAGAGAUGUUUUGGUUUUUUCUUUUUCUGUGCUAGAUUUGAACUUGCCUCAGGAAACAACUUUGCCCAGUGUUUGACUUUUUUUUAAAAAACAUUUAUUUCCCCUUCUUUCUGAAUAAAAAUGUGUAGGUCUUUGUAUAAACUCAAUCAUGACUUGUGUUAGUGUUUUUUUUUUUCCGUUUUUUUUAAAAUGGCUCUCAAUGCACAGAUGUAACUAUUAGUAGCAACACUUAAAGCACCACUAAAAAUUCGACGACUUCCCUCAGCAGUGGUUUCAGUUUCAGCAUCGACAAUUAACCCACUCGCUUUAGCACAAUCUGAUUCAGAUUAAAGCCCAGAAACGGAAACCGUAUCUCACAGUGAAUAAUUUCCGCUGCACUCUCAGUAAGAAUGAGGCGGCCGCACGUCGCGUUCUGCUGCAAAGAAAUGAGUGGACUGUUUUUUGAAAGGUGCAGAGCUAAUGUUUCAACAGCCAGAUGAGUUCUUCGGGGUUAUCACUGUGCAAACAAGCCCUUAAGUCAAGAAUUAUUUAUGAAUCUGCCACCUUCUGCCCACUCUAAUGCAUUCUAACUUUGCUUCUCGGUUUGAUUUGCUCUUUUCUUUCGAAUCUGAAAAAGCAUCAGUUAAUCCUGCAGCUCUCUGCAGGAAUAGAUAUAAAAUAUCAUUAUUAUUUUAUUUUUUUGCAGGACAUCUUGUUCCCUUCAGCAGUCUCUCUUAAUUUCUGGGCAUGUUUCCUGAGCCUGAUUCUUUUCCUUCUUUUCUUCUUCCUUUUUGCCUGUCCUAGAGUGAAUGGCGAGGCCUUUGACAUUAAUACCAAACUGGAGGCCUGCAUGUUUCUCUGCUCCUUUUUGACAGCCUCCUCUGUUUCCGAGGGACCGUCAGUCUCUUCGAGUGUACAGUAUGUUACGGUGCCAACUUCUGUGGGAGCGGUGUGAUCUUCACACUGUGCUUCCCGGAGCCUUUUCUUUUUCUGUUCUGGGUUUUUUCUCUUUUGGAAGAAAAAAAGCACACUGUCGAAACAUUUCCUUUACAUGGUAGUUGAAUAGCAUUUGCUGAUUUUUAUGAUGACUUGUUCUGAUCGUUAUUAAUAUUGUUAUCAGUAGUAUUAACGAAUAUCUGUUGCACAGCACUGACAGCUACAUGACGUGCAGUGCUCCUAAGCCUGUAUGAUACGUAGAGAAAAAGAACGUUUAUAAAUCAUGCAAUUAUUGAUACUAUCGUGAGUAUUUUUUAAAAACAGCGCUGAGGGUCGUUUACAUAAUGGGGUCCCUUUUUUCUUUUCUUUUUAUUUGGAGGUUCAGGCUUUUUGCAUCAAGGUUUCUAUCAUCGAAGGGGAGGGUGAGUGGGGACUUCCUUUUUGGUACUUGAAUAGCCAUUGCAUUAGGAAUCAGUCUCUGAUACUGGACCGUAACAAACGCAGACUCAAUUGUCUUCAGGAUAAUUAUCGACUUUAUUUCCUAUCUGAAAACCUGAGCUGACCUCAGGACACUCUCGCUGACCUCAUCUCAAGGAUGGUGCCAAAAUCUGAAAAGAAAUACGACGGCUAGAGAUGAAUAUUGCAUGGAUUUAUUUCUAUUUAUAACAGAACUAUUAUGAUAUGAAAAAUUGCCUGUUCAUUGACUUUUCUGGGUGCUACUCUGCACAUAAUAAUCUCCCUGGAGUCCGGAUAUGUCAACAACGUGCAGCUGUAUUCAUGAAUGGUAUUAUUGUUUUGGGGGGGGAAUAAAUAGCAUUUACAUAGCAGACUUUGUAAAAAUCCUUUGACGGAUCAAAUGAAUUAAAAGAAAACGGCAACCCA
Pundamilia nyererei is the source of this 2786-nucleotide messenger RNA. It is a transcript of the gene gng4, whose product is annotated as G protein subunit gamma 4. Gene Ontology annotation, cellular component: heterotrimeric G-protein complex. Bases 498 to 725 code for a protein of 75 amino acids. Gene Ontology annotation, molecular function: G-protein beta-subunit binding. The transcript is spliced from 3 exons. The record is from RefSeq and is a predicted model, not a curated record. Gene Ontology annotation, biological process: G protein-coupled receptor signaling pathway. NCBI's taxonomy places the organism in Eukaryota, Metazoa, Chordata, Actinopteri, Cichliformes, Cichlidae.